AUGACUUCUGGUAGCACGACCACCGUUCCGCUUAAGCCUUGGAGCGCGGUGCCGCCGAAGCGGUAUAAGCUGGUGGACGCACGUCUGAUAGAUCCCAAAGAUGGUUCCAUUCACGAGCAUGUAACCAUUGACAUCAAAGAUGGCAUCGUCCAUCGUAUGACCAAGCUGAACUCUGCUGCUUCGCCAGGCGAUGAAGUCCUCAAAUGGUCAAACAACGAAUCAAUCACAGUUGUCAAUCUCGAGGGUCGCUACGUGUUGCCAGGCCUCAUUGACUGCCAUGUGCAUUUAAGCACGCCGCCGGGCGAAGAGGGCCUCGGCGCAACCAUGAACGUGCACCACGACACUUCUCUUCUCCGCCAAACAUACCUCGCCAACGAGAUCUUGAAACGCGGCUUCACGACUGUUCGGGACUGUGGAGGAGCCGGGCUCGCUAUCAAAGAGGCUCUCGCUGAAGGCCUCGUUGCUGGUCCUCGGCUGUUCAUCGCUGGACAUGGCAUCAGUCAGACUGGAGGACAUGGCGAUCUUCGCAACGCCAAGGACGCCGAGUACUCAUGCUGUGGCGGCAAUACUAAAGGACUAGGCAGAAUUGCGGAUGGCGUAGACCAAUGCUUACAUGCUGCACGGGAAGAAUUACGUCAAGGGGCAGACUUCAUCAAGAUAAUGGUUUCCGGAGGCGUGGUAAGCCCAACGGAUGCCCUGGUAAAUCUGCAAUACACGCCCGAGGAAAUUCGGGCUUUCACGAAGGUCGCCAGCGAUUCAGGAACGUAUGUCACCGCUCACGCAUACACCCCAGCCGCUAUUCGAAAUGCCAUUGAGAACGGCGUCAUGGGAAUUGAGCAUGGUAAUCUGAUUGAUAUGCCCACUGCAAAGCUGAUGGCGGAGAGAGCCGCCUUUUUGACCCCAACAUUGGUCACAUAUCAGACCAUGGCAUCGAAGGAAUUUGGCUCGUUCUUGCCACCAUCAAUAGCAGUCAAGAAUCUGCAAGUCUUAGACGCCGGUCUGAAAUCGAUCCAGAUCGCGGACCAGGCCGGGGUGACGCUUUGCUACGGAACUGAUCUUCUUGGCCCGCUCCAAGUCGCUCAGACGGGAGAGUUCACACUGCGAAAGCAGGCUGGUCUGAGCUCGCUCAAGAUCCUGCAGAGCGCCACCGUCAACGCGGCAAGGAUGCUACGGCAGGAGAACAAGCUCGGCCGCGUCAAAGAGGGCUGCGUGGCUGACCUGUUGAUACUCAAUCGGAACCCGCUGGACGACAUUGAAGUGCUGGCUCGACCCGAUAAGCAUCUGCUCGCUGUGAUCAAGGAUGGCAAAGUCAUGCACAGUCGCUGGUCCAAACUCGCGGUCGGCACAGAUCCUGCCCAGUUGAUCGAAUGAUUUGGCGGAAGACGGUCGU
Zymoseptoria tritici IPO323 is the source of this 1390-nucleotide messenger RNA. RefSeq lists its product as uncharacterized. Lineage: Eukaryota; Fungi; Ascomycota; Dothideomycetes; Mycosphaerellales; Mycosphaerellaceae. The record is from RefSeq and is a predicted model, not a curated record. Gene Ontology annotation, molecular function: hydrolase activity, acting on carbon-nitrogen (but not peptide) bonds. The transcript has 5 exons. The coding region runs from base 1 to 1371 and encodes 456 amino acids.